GAUCGAAUUGGCAAUUGUUCCGUUUACGGCAGCAGCACAACUCAUGCCAUUGCCGCCUAUAAAUUGAAGACUAAACUCUGAAUCCCAAUCAUUCUCCUCAAAACCAAAAAUGGAGAAAUCAAACCAACCUCACGUCAUAGUCCUCCCCUACCCCAGCCAAGGCCACAUAAACCCUCUCCUCCAAUUCGCCAAGCGCCUCGCCGCCAAGGGCGUCAGAGCCACCCUAGCCACCACCACAAACACCAUGCAGUCCGUCCACACCUCCGCCGUCGCCGUCGAGCCCAUCUCCGACGGCUUCGACGACGCCGGUUUCGCCGAAGCUGGCAAAGAAGGAGACUACCUCAGUUCAAUCAGAGAGCACGGCUCCAAAUCCCUAGCGCGACUCCUUGACAACCACAAAGCCGCCGGCUUCCCCGUAAGUUGCGUGAUCUACGACGCCUUCUUCCCGUGGGCGCUCGACGUAGCCCGGCGCCACGGCGCGCUGGGGGCUGCGUUUUUCACCAACUCCGCCACCGUCUGCGCCAUCUUCAGCCACAUUCACAGCGGCGCGCUGACGUUGCCGGUGAACGUGGAGGACGAGCCUCUGGUUUUGCCCGGUCUGCCGCCGUUGAACUCGUGCGACGUUCCUACCUUCAUCAGGAACCCUCAGAGCUACCCUGCUUACUUGGCUAUGAAGUUGAGUCAGUUUUCCAAUCUGGAAAAGGCUGAUUUCGUCUUUGCUAACACUUUCCAUCAACUAGAACGACAGGAGGCUGAAAGCGUGGAAAAGCAGUGGCCGGCGAAGCUGGUGGGGCCAAUGUUGCCGUCGGCGUAUCUGGACGGAAGAAUUGAGGGAGACAAGGGGUACGGAGCCAGCUUAUGGAAGCCGCUAAGCGAGCAAUGCUCGGCUUGGCUCAGCACCAAAGCGCAAGAAUCAGUAAUCUACAUCUCAUUUGGGAGCAUGGUUUCAGUGAGCUCCAAACAGAUGGAAGAGAUGGCGUGGGCGCUCACAUCGACCAACUCCGACUUCCUCUGGGUUGUCAGGGAAACCGAGCGCGACAAGCUCCCCCCCGGAUUCACCGAAUCCGUCAAGGGCAAGGGGCUGAUCGUAUCGUGGUGCAACCAGCUGGAGACGCUGGCUCAUCCGGCCAUCGGCUGUUUUGUGACCCACUGUGGUUGGAACUCGACUCUAGAAGGACUGGCGCUGGGGGUGCCGAUGGUGGCGUUGCCGCAGUGGUCAGACCAAGUGACGGAUGCCAAGUUCAUAGAGGAGAUAUGGGGGGUGGGGGUUAGGGCUAAGGAGGAUAAGUCUGGGGUUGCAGGCAGGGAAGAGCUGCUUUAUUGUUUGAAAGAGGUGAUGGAGGAGAGAGGACACAAGUUGAGGAGCAAUGCAAGGAAAUGGAGGAAGUUGGCCAUGGAAGCAACUGAUCAAGGGGGUAGCUCAGACAAUGCCAUCAAUCAAUUUGUAAUGAAAUUGAAGGUUGCUACUGCAGUAGAAAAUUAGAAACAGUGCUGCCAAAAUAAUGAGUUUACGUGCUUCAUUUGAUUAUUAAUAAUAGAGAGGGUCUUAGAUGUUUUAAGGGGUAUCAAAAGUGACUUAUAAAUUUGUCUGCACUUUUCCAACAAGAUCAACAAUAAUAGAAUUUUCGCAAGUAAAUUAUCA
This is a messenger RNA of Salvia miltiorrhiza (redroot sage), 1642 nucleotides long. Its product is annotated as UDP-glycosyltransferase 74B1-like. Gene Ontology annotation, molecular function: UDP-glycosyltransferase activity. The record is from RefSeq and is a predicted model, not a curated record. Lineage: Eukaryota; Viridiplantae; Streptophyta; Magnoliopsida; Lamiales; Lamiaceae.